Molecule: messenger RNA, 1112 nt
Organism: Ilex paraguariensis (yerba mate)
Lineage: Eukaryota; Viridiplantae; Streptophyta; Magnoliopsida; Aquifoliales; Aquifoliaceae
Source: the annotation of a GenBank genome assembly
CCGAUGUGAUCUCCCAACAAUUUCGACGAAGCUCUCUCCUUCUGUGUCUCCUCCUAUACACGUCUUGCCUGACUAUAUGAACAGUUGAAAAACUCUAAAAAUCUUUCCGAAGAAUCAUUAGGUAUCUGCGCAGGACAAUCUGGUGAUAAACAAAACAUGAACAUCUUCUCCAAGAAACCCACCGCCAAAGAGGCGCUUCGAGAGAAUAAGCGCGAAAUGGCGACUGCUACCCGAGGUAUAGAAAGGGAGAUUACCACAUUGCAAUCAGAGGAAAAGAAGCUCAUUGCUGAGAUAAAGAGAACUGCUAAAACAGGAAAUGAGGCUGCAACUAAAGUUUUAGCACGUCAGCUGGUCAGGCUUAGACAACAAAUAGCGAAGUUACAAGCUAGUCGAGCUCAAAUGAGAGGUAUAGCAACCCACACCCAGGCAGUCUCUGCCCAAUCUUCAGUUGCUGUUGGCAUGAAAGGUGCCAGUCAGGCGAUGGCGGCUAUGAAUAAGCAAAUGGACCCUGCAAAGCAGGCAAAGGUGAUGCAAGAAUUCCAGAAGCAAUCAGCGCAAAUGGAUAUGACUACUGAGAUGAUGUCAGAUGCCAUAGAUGAUUCUUUGGAUGAUGAUGAAGCUGAAGAGGAAACUGACGAGCUGACAAACCAGGUGUUAGAUGAAAUUGGCGUUGAUGUUGCUUCACAGUUGUCAGCAGCUCCCAAAGGAAAGAUUGCUGGGAAGAAGACCGAGGAUGUUAGCAGUUCGGGCAUUGAUGAUCUGGAGCAGAGGUUGGCAGCCCUUAGAAAUCCUUGAGCUGAAGUCUGCGAAGUCGUGUGUUCUUCCCGAGUUGAUAAUUGGUGCUCCUCCCCCUCCCCCUCCCCACAAUUUGAUUUUCUUUGCAUGUAUACGUUGUACAUAAUUUACCCUAUUAUUUAUGUCAUUGGCUGGUCACUGACCUUAUUUUGUGGUUCCUUGAGACCAUUUAUUUGGUGAGAGAGAUGCAAAUCUAGCUCACUUAAUAAUAACAAUAUUACCGAUAGUACAUGUACGUGUGUUUCUCGUUUUUGAGUGCUUAUGAUGGUAUUUUGCUCUGCUCCUAUUAUCAUACUAGAAAAUGGCUCAGCUAUUUG